GGGGUUUUUUUUUUCUAUUUUUUAGGAAUGAAGCGUAAAUUAAGUGUUGGUAUUGCAUUAAUUGCAAAUUCAAAAGUUGUCAUUUUGGAUGAACCAACUAGUGGAAUGGAUCCAGCAGCUCGUCGAUCAACUUGGGAAAUGCUUCAACGUUUUCGUUUGGAUCGAACAAUUCUAUUUACUACUCAUUUUAUGGAUGAAGCUGAUGUUUUAGGUGAUCGAAUUGCCAUUAUGGGUGAAGGUCGUAUUCGUUGUUGUGGUUCACCAUUUUUCUUAAAAACAACAUAUGGUGUUGGUUAUCAUUUAAUAAUUUCGAAAGAUGCGAACGCUGAUCCAAAUCGAAUCUUUCACUUAGUACAAAAACAUAUUGAACAAGCUCGAUUAGAAUCAGCAAUAAGUGCCGAAUGCAAAAUAUUAUUACCACAUGAUUUAUCAGCUAAAUUUCCUGAUUUAUUUGAAGAUUUAGAAAAACAUAAAGAUCAAUUAGAAAUUUUUAGUAUUGGAUUAUCAGAAACAUCAAUUGAAGAAGUGUUUAUGAAAAUUGUUGAAGAAGACGAACCAGAUGAAAUUACAACAACAGCUAAUUAUCAUUUAAAUAACAAUUCUUUGGAAAAUAAUAAAGAAUAUAGUGAUAUUGAUGGAUUAUGUUCAUCAAAUGAUAUACCUCAAAGUAUUUUUGAUAUGGAAAUAAUAAAAAAUACUGGCAUAAUGUUAUUAAUUCAACAAUUUUAUGCUUUAUUACUUAAACGUAUUCUUAAUUCAAUGAGAAAUUAUCUUGUUUUAUUUGCUGCUAUUUUACCUAUUUUAUUUGUUAUUGUAUCAUUAAUAAUAGAACAUCAAAUACCUAAACCAGAAGAUAGUCCACCAUUAUUAAUGUCAUUGGAUCGAUAUCAAAAAACACAUGUACCUUAUACAUAUGAUCGAAAUCAAACAUUAUCAAUUGAUUUUAUUCGUUCAUAUGAAUAUACUCUUAGAGAAUCAACUAAACCAGUAACAUUAAUUGAUUUAACAACAAAUGAUACACGACCAUGUCAAAAUGGAACAUCAACUAAAAUUCUAUCAUAUUUAUCUUGUAUAGGUCAACGAAGUUUAGUUGAAUUAUCUGAUCAAUAUUUAAUUGGAACAAAUGUUACAGUUGAUCAAUCAAAAGAAUUAUUAAAUAUAACUGGAUUAUUUAAUAAUCAACCAUAUCAUAUAUCACCAUUAGCUUUAAAUUAUUUAACAAAUACAUUAUUAAAACAAUAUUCAUCAACAUCAACAAUGAAUCGAACAAUACAUGUUAUUAAUCAUCCGUUGCCACGUUCAGUACGACAAACCAUAACUGAUUUUCAAUCACAACAAUUUUUUGGUUUUCGUAUGGCAUCAAGUAUUGUAUUUGGUUUUGGUUUUAUGAUGGCAUCAUUUGCUGUAUUUUUAAUUAAAGAACGAGUUUCUAAAGCAAAACAUUUACAAUUUUUAAGUGGAGCUAGUGGAAUUAAUUUUUGGUUAAGUACUUUUAUUUGGGAUUUAGUUUAUUAUAUUCUUGCUACUAUAUGUAUAUUUAUUGUUUGGACUAUUUUCUAUCAUACAGCAGCAGUUAAAGAUGAUCUUAAAGCUUAUUUAGGUGGUGAUCGUUUAGGAUAUACGAUUCUAUUAUAUUUUUUAUAUGGUUUAUCACAUAUUCCAAUGACUUAUUUACUUUCAUUUAUUUUUCAAAUACCUGCUAGUGGUUUUGCUUGGAUGGCAAUUCUAAAUAUAAUAACAAGUCAAGCAACACUUCUUGCAGUUGUUAUACUUUCUAUUCCACAACUUGACUUAAUUAAUGUAUCCAAUAUUCUUGAAUGGAUAUUUCUUAUUUUAUUUCCGAAUUUUUGUCUUGGUCAAGGACUUAAUAAUAUGUAUCAAAAUUAUGUUCUAAAUGGAUUAUGUGCACCAAUUGUUAUUUUUUGUAAUUCAGCGCCAAAUCCAUGUUGUAAAGAUAAUUGUGGUUCGGAUUGUAUUGCUUGGACACCUAAUUAUCUAAGUUGGGAGAGACCAGGUAUUGGUCGUUAUCUAACAUUUAUGAGUAUUCAAUCAAUUGUUUUAUUUACAAUUCUUCUUCUUAUUACAUAUCAAAUAUUACCAAAGCUUUUCUUUUAUACACAUCGAAAUUCUCGAGUUCAUAAUAGACCUGAUACUAAUAUUGAAAAUAACAAUGAAGAAAAUCAAACAAAUCAUACGACAUCAUCUAUAAUUCCAAUAGCAUAUGAAACUCAAAUUUCAAAUGUAUAUGAAGAUGAUGAUGUUAAAGAUGAAAUUGAACGUAUUCAAACAACAUCUUAUAAUGAAUUAAUGCAAACAGAUGCACUUGUAUUAAAUCAAGUAACUAAAUUUUAUAAUGGAACAUUUCGUGCUGUUGAUCAAUUAUCAUUGGGAGUAAAGCAAAGAGAAUGUUUUGGAUUGUUAGGUGUCAAUGGAGCUGGUAAAACAACAACAUUUAAAAUGAUAACAGGUGAUGAAAAAAUUGAUCAAGGUUCAAUAAUAAUUGAUUCAAUAGAUUUAAGUCAAUCAUUGAGAACAGCACAACGUCGUAUGGGUUAUUGUCCACAAUUUGAUGCUUUAAUUGAUUUAUUAACUGGUGAAGAAACACUUUAUAUGUUUGCUCGUUUACGUGGUGUAAAAGAAUAUUUAAUUCCUCGAAUAGUUUCAUCAUUAAUUGAAUUAAUGAAUUUGAUAAAACAUGCUAAAAAACCUGUUUAUGCUUAUAGUGGAGGAAAUAAACGAAAAUUAUCAGCUGCAGUUGCACUUAUUGGUGAUCCAUCUAUUAUAUUUCUUGAUGAACCAACAACUGGUAUGGAUCCAAAAGCACGAAGACAUUUUUGGAAUGCUAUUGCACAAUUUCGUGAUCAUGGUAAACCAAUUAUAUUAACAAGUCAUUCAAUGGAAGAAUGUGAAGCAUUAUGUACACGUUUAGCAAUUAUGGUUAAUGGAAAAUUUAAAUGUCUUGGAAGUAUUCAACAUUUAAAAUCAAAAUUUGGUGCAGGUUAUACUCUUAUGGCUAAAUUAAAUGUAUUUAAUGACACUCUUGUCAAUGGAUUUUAUUCAGUUAUUAAAAAUUCAUUUUCAAAUAGCCAGUUAAAAGAAGCUUAUGAAGGUUUUGUACAUAUUCAUAUUAAUGAAGCUAAGCUAUCAUUAGCCGAACUUUUUCGUAUUAUUGAAUCAUGUAAACAAGCAUAUACAAUUGAAAAUUAUACAGUUAGUCAAACUACAUUAGAACAAGUAUUUUUAAAUUUUGCACGUAGUCAACUUGAUCCCGAUGAACUACAACGUCGUAUGCGUAAAGACAAUACCUGGCGUCAGAAAUUGACAAAAUGUUGUUCUAAUUGUUGUUAA
This is a messenger RNA of Rotaria sordida, 3348 nucleotides long. The record is from the annotation of a GenBank genome assembly. Lineage: Eukaryota; Metazoa; Rotifera; Eurotatoria; Philodinida; Philodinidae.